Messenger RNA from Nymphaea colorata (pocket water lily), 2836 nucleotides. RefSeq names its product subtilisin-like protease SBT5.6. NCBI's taxonomy places the organism in Eukaryota, Viridiplantae, Streptophyta, Magnoliopsida, Nymphaeales, Nymphaeaceae. The coding region runs from base 109 to 2499 and encodes 796 amino acids. Gene Ontology annotation, molecular function: serine-type endopeptidase activity. The transcript is spliced from 10 exons. The record is from RefSeq and is a predicted model, not a curated record. Gene Ontology annotation, biological process: proteolysis.
UUCGUUUCACAACUUUAGGGGAAGAUUGGCGGUACCACCGAUCAGAUAUCUAUAAAGAAGGACGCUCUCCACCCAUUUUCUUUCUUGUGCAUCUUAUCUUGCAGCAUCAUGGAGGUGAUGCAGAGACGACGAGCCUUCUCUCUCUUCCUUCAACGAUUUACUCUCGCUUUUCUUGCCUUUUUCCUGUUCAUGGGUUUCGGCCAAUCAGUUGAAGCUAACAAGCACAAGGUUUACAUUGUGUAUCGUGGGCAUCAUAAUGGACUAAAAACUGUAGAUGAGAUCAGGAAAGUACACCAUUCCCUUCUUCUUUCGGUGAAAGAAAGUGAAGAAGAGGCAAGGAGCUCCCUGAUUUAUAGCUACAAGCACAGUAUUGAUGGCUUUGCUGCCCUUCUCACGCCAGAUGAGGCCACUCGACUCUCAGAGAUUGAGGACGUGGUCUCAACCUUCCCAAGCCAAGCAAGGAGCAUGCACACAACAAGGUCGUGGAAUUUCUUGGCAGGCGAGGAAAGCUUCAGUGACGUCGACGCUGAUCAUGAGUGGACGAGCAGCAGUUUGCUCAAGGAAGCCAGAGACGGGGAGGACAUCAUUGUUGGGCUUCUGGAUUCUGGUAUAUGGCCAGAAUCAAAAAGCUUCAACGACGAGGGAAUGAAACCAAUUCCUAAGAGAUGGAAAGGAAUCUGCCAGGAAGGAGACGCUUUCAAUUCCUCUCAAUGCAAUAGGAAGUUGAUCGGUGCUAGAUACUACCUCAAAGCCUACGAGGCUCAAUAUGGCAAACUGAACACCACCUCUGAGUACAGGUCACCAAGAGACCACGACGGCCAUGGCACCCACACCGCCUCCACGGUUGGCGGCCGGGCAGUCCACAACAUCUCCGCCCUCGGCGGGUUUGCCCACGGCUCUGCCUCCGGCGGUGUCCCUCUUGUUAGGCUCGCAAUGUACAAGGUAUGCUGGCCGAUCCCCGGCGGCGACCUGGCAUUGGAGAACACGUGCACUGAGGCAGAUAUGCUUGCAGCCAUGGAUGACGCGAUCGGCGACGGAGUUGAUGUGUUCAGCAUAUCCAUUGGCACCACCGGCGAUCAGCCGUCGUAUGCCAGCGACGGAAUAGCUAUAGGCUCGCUGCAUGCACUGAAGCACAACAUUGUGGUGGCGUGCAGCGCCGGGAACUCUGGCCCGAAGCCGGCGACCGCGUCCAAUCUUGCACCAUGGAUCAUCACUGUGGCUGCUAGCAGCAUCGACAGAAGUUUCGAGUCGCCUGUUGUUCUUGGAAACGGCUCAGAAGUUCAGGGCCAGACGGUGACGCCAUACAAGCUAGAAGACAGGUUCUACCCUCUGGUUUAUGCCGGAGACGUUUCCAUCCCUGGAACCCCUAAAAACAUCACGGGCGGGCAAUGCCUUACUGGUUCCCUAGAUCCCUCAAAGGUGAAAGGUAAGAUAGUGUUUUGCCUGAGGGGGAAGGAAGCUAGAGUCUCGAAAGGGUUGGAGGUGCGCCGAGCCGGUGGAGCAGCCGUGAUCCUAGGCAACAUUAAGUUGAAUGGGGCUGAGAUAUCUGUAGAUGCAUACGUUCUCCCCGGGACAGCCGUAGUUUACAAAGAUACAAAAGCUAUACUUAAGUACAUCAAAUCAAGCAAGAACCCAGUGGCCAAGAUUAUGCCGGCCAAAACGAUCCUAGAUGUCAAACCAGCUCCGGUCAUGGCUGCAUUCUCAUCUGUCGGACCAAAUUCAGUUGAACCUAACAUUCUCAAGCCGGAUAUUACUGCUCCUGGACUCAACAUUUUAGCUGCAUGGAGUGAAUCAUCCCCUCCAACAAAGCUCCCAUCUGAUCGAAGAAGGGUCAAGUAUAACAUAAUUUCUGGGACUUCCAUGUCCUGUCCUCAUGUAGCAGCGGUAGCUGCACUUCUGAAGGCUAUGCAUCCUCAAUGGAGCUCUGCUGCUGUAAGGUCUGCCAUCAUGACCACAGCUAAAUCGACCAACAACCUGGGUCUACCCUUGACCAGUACUGGAUCGGCCGGCAAUGCCAACCCAUUCAACUAUGGCUCUGGCCACCUGAAUCCAAUGGAUGCAGCAGAUCCUGGUCUCGUAUAUGAUGCUUCAUAUGAAGACUACCUCCUCUUCCUCUGCAGCUCAGGAGCGCAAAUUGACAGUUCAUUCAAGUGCCCGGUGAAAUCACCUAGGCCGUAUGAGCUAAACUACCCGUCGGUAGCCAUUUCUGCCCUCAAUGAGACAACAAUUGUGACAAGAACUGUAACAAACGUUGGAAUCACUGGUAAGGUCACCUACAAUGCCAGUGUUAUCCCACCAUCCGGUGUUAGUGUCAAAAUUCAUCCAAGAAAACUCCAUUUUCGUGCCGUCGGUGAGAAAAGGAGCUUUACUGUAACAUUCAAGGUCACCGGACAUGGUAGAAGCAGUGGCAUGAAGAAAGGGGAUUAUGUUUUUGGGUCAUACACUUGGAGCGACGGCACACACAGGGUCAGAAGCCCCAUUGUAGCUUCACUAGCAUAGUAUGUAGUACCCUUUAAGAUGUGAACCAAGGCAACAAUAAGAUUGCAUAUGUGGGUUUUCUCACAUACUGAUUCAGCUUAUGUAGAGACUGUGGUCUUUAUAGAAUGAUUUGAAAGUGUAGAUAGACAGAAUCAUGUUGUCUACUGGUGAUUUGCAAGAAAAGAAGGAAGCGCUUGCUAAAAGUUGCCAGUAUUAUGUUAGACAUGGUUCUUCAAUUGCAUGGUUCUUCAAUUGUACCGUGCUUUGUGGGUUUUCUGUUUCUCCUUUUCCUUUCUCCUUGUUUCUGUCCUUUCUUUUGAAUUCAUUUCUGUGUUCAUGCAGUUUUUACCGUGCUCCA